This is a messenger RNA of Hevea brasiliensis (rubber tree), 2838 nucleotides long. Its product is annotated as transcription factor GTE8. Gene Ontology annotation, molecular function: protein binding. The coding region runs from base 368 to 2446 and encodes 692 amino acids. The transcript is spliced from 9 exons. Lineage: Eukaryota; Viridiplantae; Streptophyta; Magnoliopsida; Malpighiales; Euphorbiaceae. The record is from RefSeq and is a predicted model, not a curated record.
CUCUCUAGGUCUUUUUGGUUGUUUAGAAGGGGCUUCUUUCUCUUCGACUUCGGCGGCUCUGCUCGCGAUCCAGUGCAAAGAAGACAGCUGUUGUACUCCAUUGAAGUUGAUUUGGAGCUUCGAUUUCUGGCUAACAUUACGAUCUAGGGUUUUUGGUUGUGGCGGUGGGUAUUAUUUUUGUUAUAUUCGUUCAAUUUUCUUGGAUUUUGUACAUCACGUUCUGUGAAUUGUCGUCGGCUUCUGUCGGAGUUCUUUCUGGUGAAGGGUUUCGCUGUUCAUUGAGCCAGCAAGUUAUAACUGAGUUGGGUAUUAAGUGAACUGAUUUGCCCCAGCGAAUAGAAGGAACAAGAUAAGUGCUGGAAUUAAUAUGAUGGCGAAGAAUGAUAAAUUCCAUGGAGGAUUUCAUCGAAAUUCAUUUGACACAGUGGGUGAUUUGGAGGAUUCUGGUAGCUCAGGACGGAUUGAUACAGAGAUUACUGCAUCUGAGGAUUCAAGUGCUCCGACGAGGAAAUGCAUUAACUUAAAUUCCAAUAAACAGGACACUUUUGGUGUUCCUCUACAAGUCCUUUCUCUAUCAGGCAUGUCACCAUCUGAAAGAAAGGAUUUAAUACGUCGGUUGAAAUUUGAACUUGAACAGUUGAGGAUACUCCAAAAAAAAGUGGAGUUGACAGCAAAUGCUGUUGCAAUGUCUUCUUCCAGCGACAUUCUCAGCUGUAGCAAUGGGACAAAUGGGCCUCAGGUUGCAAAUUUUAGGAAGUCAUCAGUGAUGGCCUCUGGGCCAGGGAAGAAAGCCAACCCUACAGGCAAAGUGCGUGAGUGGAAUAGGAGUAGUUCUGGAAGGUUCAAGUCUGCAAAGCAGGCUCCUGUUCCAAUCAGUACAAAUAUGAUGGUGAUGAAACAGUGUGAGACACUGUUGGGUAGAGUGAUGACUCAUCAGCAUGGAUGGGUUUUUAAGGAGCCAGUUGAUGUAGUGAAGUUGAACAUUCCUGAUUAUUUUACUAUCAUUAAGCAUCCAAUGGAUUUGGGAACUGUAAAAAGGAAGAUAGUCUCAGGUGUAUACUCAAGCCCAUUGGAAUUUCUUGCUGAUGUGAGGCUUACUUUCAAUAAUGCAAUGGAGUACAAUCCAAAGGGGCAUGAUGUACACAUCAUGGCUGAUACGCUUAGUAAAUUUUUUGAAGUGAGAUGGAAAACUAUUGAAAAGAAAUUACCCAAGACUGAUGCUCAAGCUGUGCAGGCAAAUUCAGGCCCUCAUGAAGACCUGCAAAGUACUGAAACAUGUCCCAUUAAAAAGAGGAAAGUAACUUCAUAUCAACAUGAAAUUGUGCCAGAGCCUGCUAGGCGCAUAAUGACAGAUGAUGAGAAGCAGAAAUUAGGAAGAGAGUUAGAGGAUUUGUUGGGAGAAAUGCCUGUAAAUAUCAUUGAUUUUUUGAGGGAGCAUAGUUCAAAUGGAAGGGGUGCUGGAGAGGACGAAAUUGAGAUAGAUAUUGAUGAUCUCAGUGAUGACACUUUGUUCAUGUUGCGGAAGCUUUUAGAUGACUAUUUGCAAGAGAAACAAAAGAAUGAAGCAAGGGGGGAACCUUGUGAGAUAGAGCUAUUGAAUGUAUCUGGGCUAAGCAAUUCAUCCAUGCAACAACAAAAAGGGAAUGACCCUGCUGAUGAGGAUGUUGAUAUUGGUGGUAACGAGCCUCUUGUCUCAAGCUAUCCUCCUGUGGAGAUAGAAAAGGAUAAAGGCCACAAUAGCACUAAAUGUAUCAGUUCAAGCAACUCCAGUGAGUCAUGUCCAGAAUCUGUUAGUGGGUUGGAUCAACUUGAGCAGACUUCCCAGCAAAAGCCAAGUUCUGUUGAGUCAGAUCAUCGUCAAGAUGGGGACAGGGCUCCAACUGAGAGGCAGGUCUCCCCUGAGAAGCUCAUCAGGGCUGCAAUUCUGAAGAACCGAUUUGCUGAUACGAUAUUAAAAGCUCGAGAAAAGACUCUUUUGCAGGUUGAUAAGGAUCCGGAGAAACUGAGACGGGAGAUGGAGGAGCUUGAGUUGCAGAAGAAGAAAGAAAAAGCUAGAUUGCAAGCAGAGGCCAAGGCUGCUGAAGAUGCUAGAAAGCGAGCUGAGAUAGCAGCUGCAGCUGAGGCUAGGCGGAAGAGGGAGCUUGAGAGAGAAGCAGCACGUCAGGCAUUGUUGAAGAUGGAAAAAACUGUUGAAAUUAAUGAGAACUCUCGGUUUCUUGAAGACUUAGAAAUGCUUAGGACUGCAGCUCCCGAGCAUUUACCAAGCUCUGUAGAUGAGACAAGCCCAGAUCACUCACAGGAUGGCUUGGGAAGUUUUAAGUUCGGGGGAAGUAACCCCCUGGAACAGCUUGGUUUGUUCAUGAAACAGGAUGAUGACGAGGAAGAGGGCGAGCCAUCAAAUUUUCCAAAUCCUGGAAAAGACGUAGAAGAGGGAGAAAUUGAUUGAGUUAUGCUGCUGGUAUUCAUGAAUGAUAAUGAAUGAAGUUUCCAAAGCAAUACCACAUCUGGUUACUAGAAGACAAAAAUCUUGGUACAGCUACUUUAAUCUGGCCAUAGGACCAUUUAAGGCCUCAGGUGGAGCUCCCUUGUAUGAUUGCCUGGGCUGAUAGCCGCUUGAGAUGCUGCAAGUAUACAUUACUUGGAAAUUCAGAAUGUUGACAUAUAUUCGAGGUGCAUCGAAUUAAAAAAAAAAAAAAAGGAAAAAAAAUUAUAUGCUAUAAACUUCAAACAUCAGCAGUUAUUUGGGGUGAGUUGGUUGUCUAUUGCAUUAGUGAAUUUCAUUGAAGUACAUUUAAAAAAGGUGUAAAAAUGACUGAUUAUAGAAACAAUUUUAAAUUA